This is a messenger RNA of Umbelopsis ramanniana AG, 1076 nucleotides long. RefSeq lists its product as uncharacterized. The record is from RefSeq and is a predicted model, not a curated record. The transcript has 3 exons. Lineage: Eukaryota; Fungi; Mucoromycota; Umbelopsidomycetes; Umbelopsidales; Umbelopsidaceae. The coding region runs from base 130 to 999 and encodes 289 amino acids.
UACUGCCAAGGUUCGCUGCUAAACCUGUUGCUUCCUUGCUUUUAAAGACCUUUUUUUAUUUCUCUAAUUUCAAUUUACACGUCCCUUUCUUCCUUUUUCUCUCUUUCGCUUAAUACACUCCCUCCUACUAUGAAACUUUUGUCUGUUGCUACCUCUGCCUUGCUUGCUCUCGGCUCCAUCGUUUCAGUCGUCAACGCUGAUUCUUAUUCUGAUGCUAUGAAGGAGUUCUGUGGCGGUAUCACCAUCACCUAUCCUCAAAAGACCACCGUUGUCAAGGCUGGUAGUGCAACUAAAGUUUCUGUCACCCGUGUGCCCAACGCUCACUUCAAGACCAUCACCGGUCUCGAUCUUUACAAGGUCACCAACGGCAAGGCCCAGUACCUUAAGAACAUCUGGCACGGAAACUACACCUUGAACACCCAGGCAUCCAUUCAGGAUAAAUUGGAUGCUAGCAAUGCUGCUGGUCUCUACUACUAUCGCGUUUGGGUCACCAACAUCAUGGGUGGUGAACACGGUCCUGACUGCACACCUACCUCACCCACCUUCAAGGUCACCAGCGCCAGCGGCCACACCAACGCCGACGGCAGUGUCACUGAGGAUGACCUCAAUGAUCCCACUCUUUACCACCCCGACUACCAAAAGGGUUGUUUCGGUCUUGAUGUGAAGUACCCUGCUGAAGGUCAAACUAUUGACAUUGGCAAGCACCUUCGUCUCCAACUCGAACGUGAUAGCGCUUCUCAAACCGACGAGUUGUUGCAAGUUGAUCUGUUCAAGGGUGACCCCAGCAACCAAGGCCAAUUCGUCCAGAACGUUUGGACCGGCGAGGAAUCUAUCAACAACAUCCUCACCCUCAAGGACCACAUGGUCCUUCCUAGCAACGUUACAAACGAUGGUGAUUUCUUCUACAGCAUCAAGGUCAGCUCCGACAAGGUCGACAAGGCCGAAGAUGCUUGCACCUUCUACUCCAAGGGCUUCAAGAUUACUGGAACCUCUGCUUAAAUGCCAGCCUUGAAUUUUCUGCCUUAAUUCUUUUUAUAAGCAGUAGAAAAAAAAAAAUAGGGAAAGAGACAGUAAUA